GUUCUUACCCGCCGUGCUCCGCGUGGCGUUCACGGAAGUGGCUUCCUCCGGCUGACAAUCUGGGCGUUUGUGGCCGCACCUCGCCGACUACUACCCAGAGUGGCAGGAGUGAGAGGCCCUGGGGAGAGCCGGACUUCCGCCAUGGCCGUGGAACAGGACAUGUUCGACACCGUCGUGAUGGCGGAUGAGAGAUUCCAUGGGGAGGGAUAUCAGGAAGGCUAUGAAGAAGGCAGUAACUUGGGAAUUGUUGAAGGAAGGCGGUAUGGUACAUUACAUGGAGCCAAAAUUGGAUCUGAGAUUGGGUGCUACCGUGGUUUUGCUCUUGCAUGGAAAUGUCUCCUACACAGUAGUGCUGUCGAGAAAGACAGGAAGAUGAAGGUGGUGGAGGCACUGAUUGCACUGCUGCAACACUUCCCCUAUGAUGACCCCACUUACGAGAGGCUCCAUGAAGACCUGGACAGAAUCAGAGGGAAAUUCAGACAGCUAUGCUCACUGCUCAAUGUGCAACCAGAUUUCAAGGUGACGGCAGGAGACUCCGGACUUGCGUUUUGAGGACUCAGAAGAGCAGAUGACAGCGGGACUAAAGGCGAGCUUGAGUGGCACUCAUUGUUCUGCGGGAGGACCAGUAUGGCCUCUUCCCUGAGGUGGCUGGCUGAGGUGUGACUACCCUGCCUUCUGCACAGGGUCUUGGCAGUACUCUCAAGAAACUGCUUGCUGCUGGCCAGAGUGAGUGUCUUUGUCAUUCAGUGGUCCUGAGUAGGUUACCCUGAGGGUAGCACUUAAGAGAGGCAGGCUGAUGUGAAAGAGUUUAAUCAGAAGCCAUGGAAGCCACGCAGGUUCUUUGCUGUGUGCCGAGCCCCUGCUGGCUGCACUUGGGCGUCCUUUGUUUCACUCUAUCCCUCUGGCAGCCCCAGAGGUGGAUGUCAUUCUGCUUUAGAGGUGAAAUAGACCCACCUAGUCUAAGGGGCCUGGCAGCAGAGCUGCCUGCAACUCCAGAUCCAUGUUCUGUAGUGCCGUCAUUGCCUACACCAUUGGAACCCUGUCCUCUGCGGCAGAAGACCCAGGUUCCUGCAGUGUGUGCAGGGUCCAAGCUCCAUUGGGCUUGGUUUGCCUCUGGAUACCCAGCUGAGAAGACAAGGCCAGCCUGAUCCUGAGGAAGCUGAGGCAUGGCCUUCGUGCUGCCCCAGGUGUGGGAUGAGCCCUACACAUUUAGAAGUGGCAAUGGGGGAACCUCUGGGAACCAAAGCAGGACCAGAUGGUGGUUGCCACUGUGAAGGUGCAGGGCCUUGCCUGUGUGACACUACUUCUUUAACAGCGGCUUGCGUGUCUUCAUGGUAUUCACAGGCAGGUAGGUAUAAGGUUAGCUGGCAAGAGUAGGCUCUGUGCUCCCGUGCAUUUCACAGGUGUGGAUACACAUGACAGCAUGUGUUGCUAUGCCCUUCUUUGGGUGGCCCCAUUGUACCCUGACUGUCCCUACUUCAGUUCCAGGGCAUGAUGUGAAGGGGUCACUGUGGGUGCGUGCCACUUGCAGUUUUGGGUUCUUUUUUUAAUUUUAAUUUUUUUCUAGAGGCAGAGUUUCACUAUAUAGCCCUUUAAGUUUGCCUUAAAGGGUGAUGCUCUUACCUCAGCCUUUGGGAGCCCUGGAAUCUCAGGCCUGUGGUCCUAGGACACUGUUUUUUAACAUCUUUUCAUAGCAACUUGGUAGAUUAGUGACCUCUGUACAGCUGGAGCUCUUCCCUCAUUCCAUCAGCCCGGCUGAGCCAGAGGGAGGGGUGGUGCUGGUGUGUGGGGCUUGGGAGGCCAUGCGUCUGGCUUCCUGAGUGGCAGUGGCCUCAGACUCCUGCACCAUUCUCCCGGCUCCUCCUAGGAGCAGGUGCUCUUCAGGGUGCUUGUCUGGGUGCUGAGCUCAGAGAGCAGUGACUGCUGUUUUGAUCAUAUUUUCCUUUUCUAUUUGAAGAAGAGAAUAAACAAUGUAUUUUAAAGCUAUGGUAUGUCCGGGGUCACUUGUACUGACAGCUGCUGCAGUCCUCCAGGGCCAAGAUGCUGAGGUGGCAAGAUCUUGGUUCAGAGAUGUGGGCCUGCCAUGCCUGUCACAUUCUGCCUUGGAUUUGAUACCACAGGUAGUGUUCCUCUCUUGUCUCUGCUGCUUUUCCCUCUCAUCUCUUUGUCUCUUCCCUCAUUCUCCUCACCUUGUACAUGUUAGGUGUUAGAGUUCCCAUCCAUUAGCAGAGCCACAGCCACCUGCCUGAUACCUCCUGUGUCCCCAAGGUCCUCAUCCAGUCCCCAGCAUGCUGUGGUCACUCCACAAGGUCUUCUGGCUCAGAUUAUAGGCAGAGUGUGGUGGACCAUUCUGCCAUGUGAGCAUGCCCCCUCUUCCCACCAUUGAGAUGGCUGUGUCUGCGGUAAGAGGUGAUGUAAGUCAGGAGAAGGAUGUUGUUAACUUCUAGAUGCCAUCCCAAGUAGAUGUUACUUGGAACUGCCAUAGACAACCGCAGGGAGCUGUGGUGAAGGUGCACCUGAGUGUGGCAGAGUGUGGCACCAGUGGAACCUGUGUUCUUAAUGUCAUUGCUGAGCUGGUAGCCAAUCCCCUGCCUUGUCAGACCAUAUGCUGUGAACUGUAAGUGUCCCCACUGUUGGCACUAUUUUCUGUCACCCAUCCCACCCUGUUCUGGCUGGCUCUCUGGCAGAGUGACCUUCCUAUGACUUUAGCUUUGAUGUUAUCCCUUAUGAGUGUCACUGUGUCACAUGCUGGAGGCUGGAGAUCUGAUGCAGAGGUAUCUGGGCUGGCUCCUCCCAAGGCUCCCUGCUGAGCUUGUUGCCUGCAUCUCCUGAACAGCUGAGUCCUGACUGAACAUGGACUCUACCAGUGAUUUCAUUCUCUCUCAGUUGGCCGAGUGGUGAUGGCACACGCCUUUAAUCCCAGCACUCAGGAGGCAGAGACAGGUGGAUCUCUGCGAGUUCCGAGGACAGCCUAGUCUACAGAGCAAGUUCCAGGACAGGCUCCAAAACUACAGAGAAACCCUGUCUUGAAAAACAAACAAAAAAAGUUUGCAGUCAUUCUCCCUUAGUCAUUUGCAGAUUUAUCUCCAGUAACAGGGCAGGGCCUGACAGGAUCUGGAAUCACCUGGGAGACAUCAACCUCUGUGCAUGGCUGUGAGGGUGUUUCCAGAAAGGCUUAGCUGAGGAGGGAAGGCCCACCCUGAGUGUGCUCUGCCCCAUGAACUGGAGCUCUGGACUAAAGAUAAAGGAGAAAGCAAGCUGGGCACCAGCAUCCGUGUCUCUGUUUCCUGACAUCUGCCUCAGGCUCCUAUUGCCAUGCCUCCCUACUGUGAUAACUGUCACCCUGUAAUCUGUGCACAGAAUAAACCCUCUUCAUCCUGUAA
Messenger RNA from Mesocricetus auratus (golden hamster), 3383 nucleotides. RefSeq names its product LTO1 maturation factor of ABCE1 (gene Lto1). The record is from RefSeq and is a predicted model, not a curated record. Lineage: Eukaryota; Metazoa; Chordata; Mammalia; Rodentia; Cricetidae. The coding region runs from base 142 to 552 and encodes 136 amino acids. The transcript is spliced from 5 exons.